ACUAGUACCAUCGAAGAAAACAAACAGUUUAGUUUCACCAAACAAUCUCUCUUCACUCUCUCACAUUUAUUUCUUCUCCCCAAGUUCUUGUCCUCUUCUUCUUCGUCCGUAACUCUAAUGGCUGAACCCCUUUGUGAAUCCUCCUUCGUCGGUGAUAUCGACACUUCGGCUCCAUUCGAGUCAGUGAGAGAAGCCGCCACUCGGUUUGGCGGAUUCGGUUUCUGGAAACCUUCUUCCCUUAGCAACAUCUUCGAACCUUCUCAGAACGAUGUGGACGAAGCUAACAUUGUGGCGAGUGAGUUAGAGAAGGAACUGAUCUCCAAAGAAGGAGAAGCUUUGAAAGUCUUGAAGUCGCUCGAGUCGAUCAAAGGCAUAGUCGAAGAGCUCAAAUCAAAGCUACACCGAAGAGAAGACAAAGAGAACUGCGACAUGAGCGUUCUGAAAGAGCUAAACCAAGCCAAGACGAAUCUUUGCAAGACGACCGAAGAUCUCGCCGCUAUACGCGAGUCCGUCGAGUUACUGAACAAGAGACUGGAAGAGGAGCGAGCCGCGCUCGAGAAGACGCGAGAGAGGUUAAACUCCAAGAACGCGGCAGAGAUCUCAAAGGAGAUUCAGAGACUAAGUGAUGAUGCGUUGGAGUUUAGUAAAACAGGGGAGGAAGCGCGUUUUGCGGUUGAUAAAGCUGUGUGUGAGAUCGAACGGACGAGGAGCAAGAUCAAAGCUGCUGAGUUGCGUUUGGUCGCUGCUAGGAAGAUGAAGGAAGCUGCUCGAGCGGCUGAAGCGGUUGCAAUCGCUGAAAUCAAAGAUGUCACCAGGAGAAGAAGGAGAAGAGAGACGUUGCAGGAGGAGAUUCUUGAGAAGAUUGAAGAGACAGCUCAAGAGAUCAGAAGCAGUAAGAGGACGAUUGAGGAAGGUCUGGAGAGAGUGAACAGCGCGAAAAUGGAGGAAGAAGAGACCAAAUGGCAGUGGUCAGAACGUAGGAGGAGAUCUUCGUCUUACAAGGGCAAGUACAAGAACAGGAGAGAGACGGUUCUGAUGGAUGUAAACGGUCUGGAUAUGAUGAUGAAUGGAGACGGGACAUCGUCUUCAGUUGCUGUCUUGAAACCAGCGAUGUCUAUUGGGCAGAUACUGAGCAGGAAGCUACUUCUAGCGGAUGAGGCAGCGAUGAUGAUGAACGGGAGAGUGUCCUUGGGUCAGAUUCUUGGGAAGACUAACGUGAAAGAAAGAAGUGGUGAAGGGAAGGAAAAAGAGAAGAGGGUCAAUGGGAAGAGGAAGAGGUUCGGAUUGGCUAAGUUAUCUGUGAUGUUGAACAAAGAGUGCAAGAACAAGAAGAAGAAGAUAGUUCUGAACUUGAAGUGAUGAAGUGAGUGAGUGAGUGACUUAAUUGAAAAUGGUCUAAUCUCUUAUCUUAGGAGUUGUUAUGUGUUCGUGUAAGUCUCAUUAUGUUAACAGUUGGUUUAUUGUGCUAAUAAUAAAUUCUGGUGUGAUCUGUUUUUUAACAGUAAUACAAUAUGAGUGCUUUAAUUUAA
Brassica oleracea var. oleracea is the source of this 1529-nucleotide messenger RNA. Its product is annotated as WEB family protein At3g51720. NCBI's taxonomy places the organism in Eukaryota, Viridiplantae, Streptophyta, Magnoliopsida, Brassicales, Brassicaceae. The coding region runs from base 118 to 1359 and encodes 413 amino acids. The transcript is spliced from 2 exons. The record is from RefSeq and is a predicted model, not a curated record.